UGCAUGGAACCAGUUUACCGAAUGCUCGUCAAAACCUGUGGACAUCAGACUCGCUCGCGUAAUUGCACAUGUCACAUGUGUGGCGAACAAAUACCCAUCGGACCGCUGCCUUGCGUCAACAUCAACAACACCGUUAACAGCGAGUCUGACGUCGACCACUGUGAGGAUGCGAAGAACAUAGGAACUAUUGAGGUGAAGGCCUGCGGACCAUCGUGCCACGGCCUUGACAUCGCCAGAGCAUUCAUUCGACAUCUUUAUCGGAGCACCGAAGACUUCCUGUUUGAAGAAUUUCUUCGAUUUCUUGCAGGACGCAUUCGCCCCUAUCUAGAGAUUUUGCAAAGGUCGUGCGCUGAAUCAUAACGAUUGCAUAUGUCGAUAUAUCGAUAUGUAUAUCGAUGUAUCGAUAUGUUGAUAUGUCGAUUACUCGAGAGAAAUUGUGACGCAGUUUUCUUGCAUUCCAUAUAUAGAAUAUACUUUAUAAGUGCGUGUGACAAGCCCUUUCAAAUGCAUUUAUUUUUACAAUACGCUGAAUGAAGAUAUAUCUAUAAAACACACACACACGUCUUGCAUUGACAUGUAUAGGUUGACUUGUAACGUCAAUCAUACUAAAGGAUCAAUAUAUGAGAAUAAAUUUGCUUAUUAUCAACCUA
Molecule: messenger RNA, 650 nt
Organism: Priapulus caudatus
Lineage: Eukaryota; Metazoa; Priapulida; Priapulimorpha; Priapulimorphida; Priapulidae
Exons: 2
Coding region: 4-360 (118 amino acids)
Source: RefSeq, a predicted model, not a curated record